Anisakis simplex (herring worm) is the source of this 459-nucleotide messenger RNA. NCBI's taxonomy places the organism in Eukaryota, Metazoa, Nematoda, Chromadorea, Rhabditida, Anisakidae. The record is from the annotation of a GenBank genome assembly.
AUGCCUGCGCAUAUGAUAAGUAAGGCAACUGAUGGUAUGAAUUUGUACGUUCAUCCACGAAUUGCUGAAUACUCAGCGUCAAAAGGCGGUGGCUCAAGGCAUCUUCUUGUAAAUAGUGGUACUGAAAGGAUAGUCAUAAAGAUAAAAUGUAGUAAUAACGACCUGUAUCGAGUCUCACCAGUUUAUUCGUUUCUGAAUCCUGGUAGAGCACUUCGAUUGUAUAUUGUUCGUGAUCCGGGUCCGGCUAAAGUUGAUAAAUUGAUAGUGAUUUAUAUGAGUAGUGCUUGUAAAAAUCCACGUGAGGCUUUUGCAACGAGCAGCGAGGACGUGAUUGGUGCAGGUGAUGGAGUGACGAGCACGAGUAAUGGUAGUGGUGAGAGGCGAAAAAAGGUGUUGAUCGCUUUGGUUGCUCAUGAUUUAUCGCAUAGGAUGAUUGUUGCUUCGUUGCUUACCAAAUGA